Messenger RNA from Varanus komodoensis (Komodo dragon), 1412 nucleotides. It is a transcript of the gene GPC2, whose product is annotated as glypican 2. Gene Ontology annotation, cellular component: extracellular region; synapse; plasma membrane. The transcript has 9 exons. Lineage: Eukaryota; Metazoa; Chordata; Lepidosauria; Squamata; Varanidae. The record is from RefSeq and is a predicted model, not a curated record. The coding region runs from base 1 to 1065 and encodes 354 amino acids. Gene Ontology annotation, biological process: cell migration; regulation of signal transduction; smoothened signaling pathway.
AUGGAUGUUACGAAGGUGCAGCGUCCCGACGGGCUGCAUGUGAAGGCGCUGCACUGUGAUCCGUCCGGAGUAUGGGCGCAGGGCUGCGCGGAGAGCCGGCAGGCGCUGGUGGGCCGGGGCCUCCCGCUCGCCUCCCUCCCGCCCAGCCGGCGACGCCCCCCCCGCCCCGGGGGCACCCUCAGCUCCCGCCAGCGACGCUUACAGGAUUUCUUCCGGGAGCUUCUUGCAGGGGCCGAGCGCGCUCUUCAGGCUGGGUUCACCCGUUCCUAUGGGCGGCUGUAUGCCCAGCAUGCUGGUCUCUUCCAGGAACUCUUUGUGGAGCUGCAGCGUCACCUUCAAGGGUCCCGGCCUGGUCUGCAUGAGGCCCUGAGAGACUUCUGGGCUCGCCUCCUGGAGUGGAUGGUGCCUCUGCUCAACCCGCAGUGCAUCUUCCCAGAGGGCUACCUGGAGUGUGUGGGACGCCAGACAGAUGGCCUGCAGGCCUCUGGGGACAGUCCCCGCCAGCUCCGGGUGCAGGUGACCCGGGCCUUCGUUGCUGCUCGGGGCUUUGUUCAGGGCCUGGCAAGUGGGAAAGAACCGGUGGCGCGGGCCGCACAGGGGAGGCUGCCCCCGAGUGGGGCGUGUCGGUGGGCACACAUGCGCCUCUCCAACCGCCAGCUGUGCCGGGGGACCCCGGCUCUCAAGCCAUGCGGCGGGUUCCGCUUCACUGUCACGAAAGGCUGCCUGGCAAGCACCACUGAAAUGGGCCCUGCGUGGGAGCGCCACCUGGAUGCACUGACCCAGUUGGUCAACCGCCUCUGGGUGCCCUUUAACUUUGAGCUGGCAGCUGACUCAAUUGGAGUGAAAAUUUCCAAGGCAAUCAUGCACCUGCAUCAGCCAGGCGUUUUGCCCUCACCUCAGCUAUUCCAGAGCUGUGGCAGUCCCCGGCCAGCUCCUGCCCGCUCCCGCCGGUUCGCCCGAGAAGGGACCAGGUGCCGUUUCCGAACCUACUCCCCCGAAGAGAAACCAGCCACCGCAGCAGGAACCAACCUGGACCGGCUGCCAGAAACUUUGCACUGGAAAUGAUCUCUCAGUGAUGGUCCUUGAGAUGGCAAACAGAAGAUUUUGCCGGUGUGGAUCUCGUAGGCACACUGGCCAAAGGAAGAUCUGUUCCAUAUGAAGGCGAAAAGUGCCAUAAGGAGGGCAUGCUAAGUAAGCUUUCCAACGUGGACUCUGAUCAAAACAAGAGCGGCUAUUCAGAACUGGCCAUUCCAACUCUUUUUCCAGAUAAUGACAUGUGCGGGUUUGCAACCCUCUAUUUAUUUUGCCCCUUCCCGGAGUGCCUCCCAAACAUAACGGAGACAGCCACAAAAGUGCAAGCCGCAAGGAUGGCUCAGCUCAUUCACUCUCCAAUACAGAAAAAAUUCCUCAUA